Penicillium argentinense is the source of this 819-nucleotide messenger RNA. RefSeq lists its product as uncharacterized. The transcript has 2 exons. The record is from RefSeq and is a predicted model, not a curated record. Lineage: Eukaryota; Fungi; Ascomycota; Eurotiomycetes; Eurotiales; Aspergillaceae. Bases 1 to 819 code for a protein of 272 amino acids.
AUGCCUCAGCUCUUCCCCUUCAACCCGUCGGAGACGAUGGUGAUCCGCAAUGUCACUCCUAAUAUCGUCACCAUGAGUCUGCCAUUUGCACGAUUCGGCAUCAUGCGAUUCGGCGGCCGAGGGACGCUAGUCAAACUCUCCACGGGUUCCCUCGCCGUUAUCUCCCCCGUCAGCCUCACCCCGGAAGUCCGCGCCAAAGUCGAAUCGCUGGGCGGCAACGUCAAGUACAUCGCUGCGCCCGAUCUCCAACACCACCUGAACAUCACUGCCUGGAAGAAGGCCUUUCCGCAGGCGAAAAUCCUUGCGCCCGAAGGUCUCUGGGAGAAGCGCCAAUCCAACCCCGAGUUCCGUGAGACGCAGUUCCAGCAUGUGUUCAAGAAAGAUGCGGCGCCGCCGAUGAUCUCGGAGGAGUGGCAUGCUGAGUUUGAAACCGAGUAUGUGCAUGGUCACGGCUCGCGCGAGCUCGUCUUCCUGCACAAGCCUUCGCGCACGGUCAUCGAGGCCGAUCUGCUCUUUAAUCUGCCUGCCAACGAGCAGUACUCCAAGACUGAAGAUAAGGAGCCGAUGAACUUUGCGACAAAACUGGUGCUCCCUCUACUCUCGAGCUCUUCUUAUCCCGCUACUGGCCAGCGACGCUUUGCUUGGUAUAUUCUGUCAUCUCACGACCGCACUGCUUUCACCGAGUCUGUUCGGCGAAUUGCGCGCUGGGAUUUCGAUCGGCUAAUCCCAUGCCAUGGAGAUGUCAUUGAGACGAGUGCCAAGUCCGUGUUUCAGAACGUGAUGGCUUGGUUCCUGCGAGAGGAUUCGAAGCAUGUCUGA